CGUAGUGACGUAGUACGCCAAGGUGGCCCGUGUAAUCCUGUAAAGCUCGCUAACGGGAAUACAACGUGUAGUUUACAAGUACUGGCCUCUUAUUGUUUAAUUUAUACAUGAAUUUUUAUUUUUUGUUUUUGUUCCAAGUCCUGCAGAAGAAAUUACUGGAAUUUCAGCGUGAUUUUACCUCAUUUUUUACGGCUACCAGGAAACAACAUCUGGUCUGCUGCAGGGAAGAUUGAUUUUUAUAUUUUUUUCUUAUUGCUACUAUUUUUUUCUAUUUUAGAAUUUUGCCAGCAUUUGUUGGACCAUCCUGGGCCCAGAUGCUGUGAACGGGAGAAGCGGCCUGCUAGAGCCGAGCUGUGCAGCGGCCUUGCGUUAUGUCAUCUAGCCGGCAGCAGCAGCAGAAUGGCGGGGGAGUGGGGUCGGGACCUGGGACAAGUAGUGGAACCAGCAGCGGCAGUAGCAGCAACAACACUAGUAUUGGCGUCAGUAACACUACAAACAACAGUAGCAACUCUGGUAACGGUAUCUCCUCACGGACUCUGGGAAUCGGGGCAGUGGGACUGGGGGUUUCUUCAUCUCGGGGGAGUGCAUCACUGGGGAGAUCAGUGUCAUCCUCAAGCCGAAAAAGGCCCCUUCCAACACCCCUUUGCAACGGCCUCCUCAACUCCUACGAAGAUAAGAGCAACGACUUUGUCUGCCCAAUCUGCUUUGAGAUGAUAGAAGAAGCUCACAUGACCAAAUGUGGACACAGUUUUUGCUAUAAAUGUAUUAGACAGAGUCUGGAAGAUACCAACAGAUGUCCAAAGUGCAACUAUGUUAUUGAUAACAUGGAUCAGCUUUAUCCUAACUUUCUAGUAAAUGAGUUAAUACUCAAACAAAAACAGAGAUCAGAAGAGAAGAGACAUAAAUUGGACCAUCCAAAUGGACACAGGUGGCAGGUUUUUCAAGAUGUGCUUGGUACAGAUCAGGAAAACUUGGACCUUGCCAAUGUUAAUUUCAUGCUGGAGCUCCUUGUACAGAAAAAAAAACAGCUUGAAGCAGAAUCACAGGCUGCACAGCUUCAGAUUUUAAUGGAGUUUCUUAAAGAAGCUAGAAGAAAUAAGCAAGAACAACUGGAGCAACUGCAAAAGGAGCUAAAUUAUCUUGAGGAGGAUAUCAAGCGUGUUGAGGAAAUGAGUGGCUUGCACUCCCCUGUCGAAGAAAUGGAUCCUAGUCUUGAUAGCACUGUGCCUCAGUUUGAAAUAAAUUCCCCAUCGCAUAGUAUUUUGGAUUCUUCGGAAUAUAGUCAGCCACCAGGUUUCAGUGGAAGCUCACAGGGAAAGCGGCAAACGUGGUACAAUAGUACUCUUGCAUCUCGGAGAAAGAGACUCACUGCACAUUUUGAGGAUCUUGAGCAAUGCUACUUUUCUAACCGCAUGUCUCGGAUCACAGAUGAAAACAGGACUACCAACCAGUUGGAUGAUUUUAUGGAGUGUCUUUCUAAAUUUACACGGUAUAACUCUGUCAGGCCUUUAGCCACUCUCUCAUAUGCCAGUGAUCUCUACAAUGGAUCCAGUAUUGUCUCCAGUAUUGAAUUUGACCGUGACUGUGACUAUUUUGCUAUUGCUGGUGUUACAAAGAAAAUAAAAGUGUUCGAAUAUGGAACAGUGAUCCAAGAUGCAGUGGACAUUCAUUAUCCUGUUAAUGAAAUGACAUGUAACUCUAAAAUCAGCUGUAUCAGCUGGAGUAGUUAUCAUAAAAACUUGUUAGCCAGCAGUGACUAUGAAGGAACUGUCAUCUUGUGGGAUGGUUUUACAGGUCAGAGAUCCAAAGUCUAUCAGGAGCAUGAGAAGCGAUGCUGGAGUGUUGACUUUAAUUUAAUGGAUCCUAAGCUUUUGGCUUCAGGCUCUGAUGAUGCUAAAGUGAAAUUAUGGUCUACAAAUCUGGACAAUUCUGUAGCUAGUAUUGAAGCAAAGGCUAAUGUCUGCUGUGUGAAAUUCAGUCCCACAUCACGUUAUCACCUUGCUUUUGGCUGUGCAGAUCACUGUGUUCAUUACUACGAUCUCCGAAACACUAAGCAGCCUAUCAUGGUUUUCAAAGGUCACCGCAAAGCAGUGUCUUAUGCCAAGUUUGUUAAUGGCGAAGAAAUUGUGUCAGCGUCUACAGAUAGUCAGCUCAAAUUAUGGAAUGUUAAUAAGCCUCAUUGUUUGCGAUCGUUUAAGGGUCACAUUAAUGAGAAGAAUUUUGUGGGUCUGGCUUCCAAUGGUGACUAUGUUGCUUGUGGAAGUGAGAACAACUCUCUCUACUUAUAUUACAAAGGUCUUUCCAAAACGUUGCUAACAUUCAAGUUUGACACAGUGAAAAGUGUCCUUGAUAAAGACAAAAAGGAGGAUGACACCAACGAGUUUGUUAGUGCUGUGUGUUGGAGAGCACUACCUGAUGAAGAGUCUAAUGUGCUUAUUGCUGCCAAUAGUCAAGGCACUAUUAAGGUACUGGAGCUUGUAUGAGAGAAACCUUUUCCUGGAGUUGACCAACCAAAUUGUAUACCUAGCAUUUUUUUUUCUUUUUUUUAAUCUUGGUAAGGGUAGGGGAAAGAAAAGUGGACUUGAAGCCAUUUUUGAACAUCUACCAGAAUAUUUGUAAAGGAUUAUAA
Molecule: messenger RNA, 2629 nt
Organism: Polypterus senegalus (gray bichir)
Lineage: Eukaryota; Metazoa; Chordata; Cladistia; Polypteriformes; Polypteridae
Gene: cop1
Product: COP1 E3 ubiquitin ligase
Exons: 20
Coding region: 372-2483 (703 amino acids)
Biological process (GO): proteasome-mediated ubiquitin-dependent protein catabolic process
Molecular function (GO): protein binding; ubiquitin protein ligase activity
Source: RefSeq, a predicted model, not a curated record